AUUCAAAGGGUGUAACUUGGCGCCAGAAAAAGCAUAAGAAUUCAAUACCUUCCUUCCCUUCCAUUAAAGAGCAAUGAAGGUGGACCCUCAGUGAACAUUGAACACCAUCGCCAUAUCUCGUCCUCACACCAACCAAGUCCAGUCACACACAGUCGACGAAGAAAUGGGAAGAGCAUUUCGUUAUGUGAUAAUUGGUGGAGGCGUCGCAGCCGGUUAUGCCGCUCUCGAAUUCACAAAGAAAGGUGUCUCUCAUGGUGAACUUUGUAUCAUCUCCGACGAACCUGUAGCUCCCUACGAGCGACCUGCACUUAGCAAAGGGUUUCUACUUCCAGAAGCUCCUGCACGUCUCCCUGGCUUUCAUACUUGUGUUGGUGCUAAUGAAGAAAGGUUAACACCCAAAUGGUACAAAGAACAUGGAAUUGAAUUAAUUCUGGGAAACCGAGUUGAGUCUGCGAAUGUGAGGCGUAAAACACUAUUGACAACAAUGGGAGAAAUCAUUACCUACGAAUUUCUCAUAAUUGCAACCGGUUCUCGGGCUGUGAAACUUGAGGAAAUUGGAAUAAAUGGAUCGGAUGCUGAAAACGUAUGUUAUCUACGCGAUUUAGCCGAUGCAACAAAGCUUGUGAACGUGAUGCAAAAGUGUAGGAAUGGAAAUGCAAUCGUGAUUGGAGGUGGAUAUAUCGGAAUGGAAUGUGCUGCUUCUUUGGUGAUAAAUAAGAUCAAUGUUUCCAUGGUGUUCCCUGGGCCAUAUUUCAUGGGUAGAUUAUUUACGCCCAAGAUUGCGAGCUAUUAUGAAGAUUUUUACAAGUCGAAGGGGGUCAAUUUUAUCAAAGGCACAUCCGUGUCAUCUCUUGUGUUCAACUCCGAAGGGAAGGUAACGGGAGCAAAUCUCAAGGACGAGCGUCAGCUUCCUGCCGACAUGAUUAUCGUAGGAAUCGGCGCCCGUCCCAACACAAACCUCUUUACCGGCCAACUCACUUUUGAAAAAGGAGGAAUAAAAGUAAAUAGUCAGUUACAAUCAAGCAACCCCUCAGUUUACGCAGUCGGUGACGUGGUGUCUUUUCCGGUCAAAUUUUACGGUGACAACCGAAGGGUUGAACAUGUUGAUGCCGCCAGGCGAACCGCUAAGCAUGCAGUGUCUGCAAUAAUGCACCCAAAAAACACCCCAGGAUUCGACUACUUGCCAUUUUUUUAUUCUCGAGUGUUCUCGUUGUCUUGGCGGUUUUAUGGAGAUAAUGUUGGGGAAGUGGUUCAUUUUGGUGAUUUUAAUGGGACUAAAUUUGGUGCUCUAUGGCGGAGUAAUAGUUGUUUAGUUGGGUGUUUUCUUGAAGGUGGAGGAGAUGAUGAUUAUGUGGCGAUAGCUAAGGCCGUUAGAGAUAAAGCGGCGGUGGCGGAUUUGGGUGAGCUUGAGAGGGCGGGGUUGGGUUUUGCGGUGGAGGUGAACCGGAAACCGCCACUAUCGCCGCCGGUUUGUGGAGGUGGUUUAAAGAAACCGGUGUAUGUAUUGUGUGCAACUUCUGCUUUUGUUGUUGCUGUGUUUGCAUAUUUGUAUGGAAGUAGGUGGGUGUAGAAGGUAAACAUGGUGUGGGUUGUGUAUACAAAAUGAAACUCUGGUUUAUUAAUAAAUGAGUUUGACAAUUAAAUAUAUGGGCAUUUGGUCUAGU
Molecule: messenger RNA, 1664 nt
Organism: Lactuca virosa
Lineage: Eukaryota; Viridiplantae; Streptophyta; Magnoliopsida; Asterales; Asteraceae
Source: the annotation of a GenBank genome assembly